Molecule: messenger RNA, 2111 nt
Organism: Lampris incognitus (smalleye Pacific opah)
Lineage: Eukaryota; Metazoa; Chordata; Actinopteri; Lampriformes; Lampridae
Gene: rcor2
Product: REST corepressor 2
Exons: 15
Coding region: 159-1832 (557 amino acids)
Biological process (GO): negative regulation of DNA-templated transcription; regulation of transcription by RNA polymerase II
Cellular component (GO): histone deacetylase complex; transcription regulator complex
Molecular function (GO): transcription corepressor activity
Source: RefSeq, a predicted model, not a curated record
CACACGGCCGCCUCCAUCUCCCCGUGCGGCUCGCCUCAUUGUGCGCUCGCACACAGGUUCCGGUCAUCAAUUAGGGCGGAAUUAAGCCCUUCUAGUCGCACAGGUCGUCUUUGUCCGCUCCGUGGAGGACCGUCCCACCGUGGGGAGAAGGCGGCGCCAUGCCCUCGGUGAUGGAGCGUUCUGGAGCCGGGGUCCUAUCCAGGAGCAGAGCCAAGACCGUGACCAACGGCAACAGCCAGCCUCAUUCUGAGGAGGAGAGCAGUGAUGAGGAGCAUAAGAAUGACAGCAUGAUCAGAGUGGGAGGAGACUACCAGGCCCAGAUCCCUGAGUUCAAACCAGACAGUCCGACCCGUUACAACGAGAAAGACCAGAGGAGUAUGUUGGUCUGGUGUCCCAACAGCCAGAUUUCUGAUGCUAUGUUGGAUGAGUACAUCCUGAUGGCCAAAGAGAAACAUGGAUAUAACAUGGAGCAGGCCCUGGGCAUGCUGCUGUGGCACAAGCAUGAUGUAGAGCGCUCUCUUGCAGACCUGGCCAAUUUCACCCCCUUCCCCGAGGAGUGGACGGUGGAGGACAAAGUGCUGUUUGAACAGGCCUUCAGUUUCCACGGCAAGAGCUUCCACCGCAUCCAGCAGAUGCUACCAGACAAGCUGAUAUCCAGCUUGGUAAAGUACUACUACAGCUGGAAGAAGACACGGACCAGGACCUCUGUGAUGGACAGACAGGCCAGAAGACUGGUCAACAAGAGAGAGAAAGAGGACAGUAAUGAUGAGAUCGAGGAGGGAGAAGCCGGUAGUGACAGUGAUUUUGAAGUUGAUGCCAAAAAAGAGGUGGUGAAGCAGAACUCCAGCAGCACCAGCUCUGACAAGGGGCCCUCCAGCCGCUCCGGCCCCGUGAAAAAGGAGAACAUCGGGGCCCAGUACCGUCACCACCCCCUCAGAGCCCGACGCAGGCCCCCCAAAGGCAUGCACCUGGACCAGGGAGACAUCAUGGCCUUGUCGGCCUCUCAGGAUGCAGGAGUCCUGUCUGUUAGACAACUGGAUGCUCAUUUAGUGUCCCUCAAGAGACAGGUGCAAAGUAUUAAACAGAGCAACAGUAGUUUGAAACAUGGCAUAAAUGAGGGAAUCGACGCUUGUCGUCCUACAGAGCCUGCCCCCAAGAUGAACUCGCGUUGGACAACCGAGGAGCAGCUCUUGGCUGUGCAGGCCAUCCGUCGUUACGGUAAAGACUUUGUGGCCAUCGCUGAGGUGAUAGGGACCAAGACAACAGCUCAGGUGAGUUCGUUCUUCGUAAGCUACCGCCGUCGGUUCAACCUGGAUGAGGUUCUGAGGGAGUGGGCGGCCGAGCAGGUGGCAACCAACCGGGACCAGAGAGACCCCAGGAGGACCACAGAGGAGAUGGGAGGAGCAGCAGACGCCGGAGUGGAGGAGGACGAGGUCAAAACAGAGGACUCCCCCCUGGACCCCAGCGGGGGCGGCGGCACAUCUCCCCCCUCCAGCACACAAACCCCCCCCUCGCUCUCCCAGCCCCCGCCAUUGCUCCGUCCCGCACCUCCCUCCGCUCCCCCGAGCCUCCUGCGCCAGCCGCCGCCGCUCCAGACGCGCCCCCUGCAAAACCGCACCCCCCACAACCAUCCCCCGCCACCACUCAUCCGGCCUGCAGUGACGUCCUCCGGCCAGGGGGGGAGCUCCAACCUGAGGGCCUCUCUGGGAAACGGCAACGGUUCCUCCCCUCCCAACUGCUCAUCCUCCUCUACUAAUACUACUGCUGCUGCUGGGGGGCUGGUGCCCCCUUCACUGGUGGGGAUAAAAGUGGAACAGCCUAAUUCACACUGACACGCACGCUGAUAAUAAUACUGACAAACACAAAGCCAGAAAUACAGAUGUGCACUCUAACAUUAACUCGGAUAAAAAUAAGCAAGCACACACACACACACACGCACUUCUCUUUUUACCAGGUACUAUUUCUCGAUCCCUUUAAUUCCAUUUCUCACAGCCUUGUUUCUCGGGACAUUAGCCCUGCCCGUCACAUUUCUCACACGAUGGAUGUUGACUCAGAAUCUGUCAGGUGGUUCUAGCACGAUUUUAAAUGGGCUCAGUUCCAGAAAGCUCUGG